This is a messenger RNA of Cheilinus undulatus (humphead wrasse), 2398 nucleotides long. RefSeq names its product cyclin E1 (gene ccne1). Lineage: Eukaryota; Metazoa; Chordata; Actinopteri; Labriformes; Labridae. The transcript has 12 exons. Gene Ontology annotation, cellular component: nucleus; cytoplasm; centrosome. Gene Ontology annotation, molecular function: cyclin-dependent protein serine/threonine kinase regulator activity. The record is from RefSeq and is a predicted model, not a curated record. Bases 12 to 1544 code for a protein of 510 amino acids. Gene Ontology annotation, biological process: G1/S transition of mitotic cell cycle; regulation of cyclin-dependent protein serine/threonine kinase activity.
CGCCAAAUUAAAUGUACUCCUCCCUGACGUUGAAGCCUGAAGUCAUCUGUUCUCUUCAAGGCGCCAGCUCAGAGGAACUAGCUAACCCCGGCCUGGACACACAAGUCCUCACAGAGAAGCUACAGGUCGGAAAAACAGGCGGAGAAGCGACACAAUAUUCAUUUAUUAACUUAUUUGUGAGUGAACUUCAAGUGCAGCAUCUUGGGGUUUACUCAGAAACACACACCCAACCCCUGAGUAUAAUGCCAGGAAAAAGGGAAGAAACAGAACCAAAGUCUGUAGCUCCCGAGGCGACCAAAGAAAAUACAGUACGACCGAGGAAGAGGAAGGCAGAUGUUGCCAUUUUUUUACAAGAUCUGGAUGAGGAGGUAGCAGAGAUGACAAAGAAGAAGCAGCGUGACUGUGAGGCCAGCUGGAGUCCUGAGGCCGGUUACACGAGUCCACACAGGUGGAUCCCCACACCUGAUCAGGAAGACCAGCCAGUCUCCCUAUUAAAACCUGGCUUCCCCCUCUACAGUUUUAAUAAUGUAUUUGCAACUCCUGUUCGCUGUGCUCCACUCCCUGCGCUGUGCUGGGCCAGUAAAGAUGUGGUUUGGAGCAACAUGCUGGAGAAGGAUAAGGCCUACACCAGGGAUGUCAACAUGAUGGAGAAACAUCCUCAUCUGCAGCCAAAGAUGAGGGCGAUCCUUCUGGACUGGCUCAUGGAGGUGAGUGAAGUGUACAAACUGCACAGAGAGACGUACCACCUGGCUCAGGACUACUUUGAUCGCUUCAUGGCCACACAGAGAAAUGUCUUCAAAUCAACACUGCAGCUCAUUGGCAUCACCUGUCUCUUCAUCGCUGCUAAAGUAGAGGAGAUGUAUCCACCUAAGAUCUACCAGUUUGCAUAUGUCACAGAUGAAGCCUGCACUGAGGACGAGAUUCUCAGUAUGGAAGUCAUUAUUAUGAAGGAGCUGAAGUGGAGUCUCAGCCCUCAGACUCCCAUCUCCUGGCUUAAUGUUUACAUGCAGGUGGCUUACCUGAAAGAGACAGAUGAGCUGCUCAUCCCCAGGUACCCACAGGAGACCUUCGUACAGAUCGCAGAGUUGUUGGACUUGUGUAUGCUCGAUAUGCGUUGCCUUGAGUUUUCUAACGGCAUCCUCGCUGCUUCCGCCCUGUUUCACUUCUCCUCUCUGGAGCUGGUGGAAAACGUCUCGGCUUUAAAAAGGGUGGAGGUGGAGGAGUGCGUCAGGUGGAUGGUGCCGUUCGCCAAAGCUCUGCGGGAGAUGGGUGGGUCAACAAUGAAAACAUUUCCAGGAAUUCCUGCAGACUGUAUGCACAACAUCCAGACCCACACAGCCUACCUGACAUGGCUGGAAAAGGCAUACUCUUACCAGGAUGAGGAGCUGGAGCGUCACAGCAGCUGUCCUGUCCCGUCAGGAGUCCUGACUCCGCCUCUGAGCAGUGAAAAAACAGGAGAAGAGGAGUUGGUGAGGGUGGAUGCUGCGACACUGAAAAUCAUGCCCAGGAUGCGUACUCCAUCCCCACGUUUAGUUCCACAGUAAAGAAGCCGACUCACUGAGAACAUCAAGAUAACAAAUCCUUAUUAAAUUUCUGCAUUAAAGUGGAGAAAGAACUCGUCUGUGACGCCUCCACCCUACCAGGACGCCCGUGUUUGAUGGGAAGCAUCGAUGGAAACAGUAUUUUCUCCUUUUCGAGUUAUUCCUUUAUUACUUGGAUCCAGGUGCUUUUAAAUGUGGCUGUAGUAGGAGAAAACACUGACUCUGGUUACAGAUGCUGCCACACAGUGAGGAAAUCUCCUCACAACUAUUUAACCUUUAUUCUGGAUGAAACACAAAUCUAAGAGUCGUUUGGGAUUGGACGACUCAGAGGAGAUUUUGAACGGCAUGGCAGUUCCAAACGCAUGCAUGAAUUACCAACCACACCUUGAUUUACUGGUUGCCUUUUUUAUUUCCUAUGCAGAGACCAAAUCAUUCAGAUAUUUGAGUCUCUACUUGAUUUAUUUUUUAAAGUGUGCAUGUGUGAUGAGACAGGAAGGGUUGCUGGUUUCUCUUUUAUUGGCCUCAUUUGCCCAAAACUAUUCCUAGGGUCAUCUCUGGCUCUAUGUGCUGCUAUAAAGUGGGCUUUCUAUGAUGGAGGGGAAUGUGUGAGUGUGUGUAUGAGUGUGUUGUUGAUACUCGUUCUACUCUUGCCAUCUUGUUGGAAAAAAAAGCAUGGCUUUGUUUUGCUUAGGGACCAGUAGCUUGGCUACCUGAAUGGACAAGUGAACCAGCCAGGCUUCUGAAGCUAAAAUGUUGAUUGUAUUUAACUUUUAUUUUUAUCUUCACUGUUCUCCCCACCGCAAAAAUGUAAGAUUUCUAUUGACUUGUUGAAAUAAAAUGCUGCUACAUAUUUUCAA